UAUGACAAGACAGUUCUAUACAAUCUACUGUAUCAAACACGAAUCAGUGUUUCAUAUUCACUACGUCCCAAACAAGAAGAAACCAAUACAUUGCCACAGAUAUUUGAGAGGAUUCUUCUGUGGUAUCAAUAGUAUGGCAGGUUUGGGACCAAAUAGACUAGCAUUACGUUACUACCAAAGGUUCUAGUUUGUGAACAAGCAGAAUGAGUGAGAGUGCUAAGAAGCGACGAGUCAGUAAAAGACGGUCCAGCUUUGCUGCUGGUCGUGCCAAGCUACAGCAAUCUGGGGCCUUUGGAGGAGACUUAUAUAAAUCAAUAGAUGCUGACAAACCUCCAGACGAAAGAUUAGCUUUGCUGACAAAGGCAUGCCUGCAGUACACUUUACAGAAGAUGGAAGAAGAAUCCACAGAUAUUGAAGAUUUUCAAUCAUUGAAAAAGGAAUUGGAGGAGGCAGUGUUAUACCAGGUAGCCGAGAUGGAGGAGGCAGGUGUUUUCAAAAGAGCUACUAAGAAUCAGAGAUGUUUACCUAAUCCUAUUAACCUGGAGAUGGAUCAAACCAUUAUAGAAGUUGAAGAUAGGAUUAAACGGCUUGAUGAUGAGGUGGUAGCUUGGGACGAACUAUUGAACAGGUUGGAUAGAGAAGCAGAUGAAUCUCAGAAGAAAGAACGGGAUGUAAUGGAAGCAGAUAUUCCAUUUUAUAUCAAGAAGCUCGGAGAGGAAUGGAUGGUGCCAAAAAUGGAUUAUAACAGCAUGUUAUCAGACCUUGAUAAAGAUAUGAAAGUCACAAAGUUUCAUAUAAACAAGUUCUGCAAUGCCACUAAGACUUUACAGCGAACAUGCCUUACAGCUGGCAAAAUCCUCAACAUACAAAUACCCAAACUACAGAAGGAAGUGUUCCAAGUAACAGCAUCAGCAGACACCCCCCGGAGGAUGAUAGAAAGAAUUACUACGUUGCCGAGCUGAAACAACUCUGACAGAUAACUGAUAUUUCAGGAGAUGAUGUGUUCAUUUCUGAAGCUUACCCUGCAUUUCAGAAUCAGAUUCAUGUACAAAAUGGCCGUAUUCUAUGCCGACAAUAGACUGACAUUUACUUGUGAACUUCUAGAUGAGAUUACACCAUCAAACAAGUUGACAUAACUUUGGUACACAAUAUACACACUGUGAUAUACUUUUUUGUACUGUUCACUGUAGGAGUGCAGACGAACACACACUUUGUAAAUGUAAUAUCUCAUAAACUAUUUAUUUUAUAACUGCAACUGUAAAAUAAAGAUUACCAGUUACAAGAACAUAGUCUUCCCUAUUACAUAUACAAUGUUCCUCAUAGUAAAUACCAUGGCACCAAUAGUUUUUUUCAAUUGUUCAAAAUUGAUGUUUGUGUGUGUGGUGGGGGAGGGGGGUGUAUAUACACCGACUAAAUCUUGGUAUAAAAAAGGUAAUAUAUUCUAUAUUAAAGCUGUUAUUUUUUUAAUGUUAUCAUGUACAUUAUUUCGGUAAUAUUGUUUUAGAGAAUCUGUCUUUAAUUAACUUUACCAGAUGUAAUACUAUCUAAAUAUUAUUUCAAAACUGAAUUUCCAUACUUAUAACGAAUGCAUGGUUUGUUGUACAUUUAAAAGUGUAUUCAGUUACUUAACAAGUUCAAAUUACCAUGUACAUGUAUUAUGUUUCUAGUGUAGAGCUCUCUUGGAAAGGAGAUACAUUUCACACUGGUUACCAUGUACCCUUAAAGUAGAAAUUAUUCUAAAUAAAACAAUGCCUACAGAAAAUUGUUCCUUUUAUGUCUAUUUAGAUGCCAACAUAGUUCAUAUAGCGAUGACGCCGACUGAAAGCUGUGAGCUUCUUAUGGCGAUAAGCAACAUGGAUUUGCUUUGCUGCAUCAAUAGAUUCUAUACCAGUACAUCAACUGAAACAGUGAUUUGAUCAUUUGCUUGUCAUGGAAAGGCAAAAAAGACGUUAUUUGAUAUGUUUUUGUUAUUUAUUACAUGAUAUAAACAUAGUACUUACAGUGUUACUGCACAGUUAUAACACACCUUGACAGUGGAGAUUAAUACAUAAAUAUGCCUAUGGGCUCCUACACCACAAUUUUUUUUCUAUAAAAAUUUCCGUGGAAUUUACAUGUCUUAGUUAUAAAAAUAAUUUCUUUAAAUAUAUAUUGAAUAUACAUCAAAAAACAUAAGCUUAUGAAAUGUCAGAUCUCUAUUAAAUUCUUCAAGAUAAUUGACCUUUGAAGAUGAUACAGAUGAUACAUUGAAGAUCAUUGACUCAAUGAGAUUUGUAUAUUUAGCUGUAAUGUAACUCUUUUCUAAAUUUCAAGACAAAGGGAAACCAUUGAUUAUUUUCCAAGAUUCUUCAUGAAAUGUAGAGAUAUAUCAAUAAUUGUGCAUGAUUACCAGGUUAAAACGGUAAAGGGUACCAACAAGUUAACCUUUAUUAUUACUACUGCCACAGAUGAGAAAUAUUUGUUUAAGACCUUUUCAAAUGAAAUAUUUCGUAAAAAUAACAUGUUGCCAUGCAGAAUUUUAGUUGUUUGAAAGUUUGAAUAUCUAAAAAAUAGAACAAAAAAGGGAAUUCCAGGAUUCAAGGUCAGAACCUUUACAUAACAAAGCCUACACCUUACCAAUUUUGUAAUGCAAGCACAGCAUCAAAAUGACUGAAAUUUAUUGGCCAAUAAAAAGAACUUGAUAGGGAAGCUUCUCCAAGACUUAAAAAACUCCUUUUUGGUUGCUUCAGCUUCUUCAGAUUCCUAACUGAUGCAGUUAUGCCCUUUAUCUUAAGUAGAUUAAUAUUUCUGACAACUGACAGUUCGGGUGGCAGUUUUUCAUUUUUAAACAAGUCCCAACAUUUAAAUAGAUUUUUCCCAUUUGCCAUUGAAUAGUUUUAUGAAGCAAGUACAUUGCACAAUGCAAAUGUUCGGAAAUGUGGAAUGCCAUAGAAUGUACUACAUUCAAUAAACACUUUAACAUCAGGAAUGUGACAAAGAAAUACACGGUUGUAUUACGGUAUUAACACUAAAAGCACAUACAUGUAAAGCAUUUCAACAAAAACCACUUGACAUUGAACAAAUGUGUAUGUCUACCAUACAUAUAUAAUAUACACAUGUAAAAUAGAUAUUAAUUAAACUGUUUUAAUGGGAGUGUUGCGCUACUUUAGCUCAGAUUAGGGGGAAAUCAAUGCCAUUCAUAAAUACUGUUAGACCAUGGUAAUUGGACGGGAACAAGUAAAAAAUACAAAAUAAAACAGAGUUGCAUUAUCUGCCUGCAACAUCAGUAAAAUGAAUGUCAGUUGGAGAGAGAACUACAUGUCAUUGGCAACAUUAAAAAUGCUGUAUAAAUUUAAGGACUGGCUUUUUAAUGAUUCAGAUAUUUGAACAGCAAAAUUUUAUCAGUUGCACUAUCAAAUGGAAUUUCUAAGUUAAAAAAAUAUACAUAUAGAACCAUUUUUAGGCAUUCUUAAAACAAAAAUGUGUACUUGAUUAAUCAGGAAAUUCAAUUAUUUCUUCUUGUGUUGAAAUGAUAAAAUAUUCUAUACAUCACUAGCCAAAGGAAUGAAAGAAGGUGCUUUUGUGUUUUACAUACUUAUAGGUAGGGAUUGCCUCUUUUUGCUCUAAUUUCAAAAAUGGUUCAGAUUUGCUAAAAGAAUAAGCAAGGGCCAUAACUGGUAUUGCUAAAAGAAUAAGCAAGGGCUAUAACUGGUAUUGUUAAAAGAAUAAGCAAGGGCUAUAACUGGUAUUGCUAAAAGAAUAAGCAAAGACCAUAACUGGUAUUGCAAAAAGAAUAAGCAAGGGCUAUAACUGGUAUUGCUAAAAGAAUAAGCAAGGGCUACAACUGGUAUUGCUAGAAGAAUAAGCAAGGGCUACAACUGGUAUUGCUAGAAGAAUGAGCAAGGGCCAUAACUGGUAUUGCUAAAAGAAUAAGCAAGGGCUAUAACUGGUAUUGCUAAAAGAAUGAGCAAGGGCCAUAACUGAUACUGCUAAAAGAAUGAGCAAGGUUCAUAACUGGUAUUGCUAAAAGAAUGAGCAAGGGUCAUAACUGAUAUUGCUCAAAGAAUAAGCAAGGGCCAUAACUGGUAUUGCUAAAAGAAUAAGCAAAGACCAUAACUGGUAUUGCAAAAAGAAUAAGCAAGGGCUAUAACUGGUAUUGCUAAAAGAAUGAGCAAGGGCCAUAACUGGUAUUGCUAAAAGAAUAGGCAAAGGCCAUAACUGGUAUUGCUAAAAGAAUAAGCAAGGGCUAUAACUGGAAUUGCUAAAAGAAUGAGCAAGGGCCAUAACUGGUAUUGCUAAAAGAAUAAGCAAGGGCUACAACUGGUAUUGCUAAAAGAAUGAACAAGGGCCAUAACUGGUAUUGCUAAAAGAAUAAGCAAGGGCUAUAACUGGUAUUGCUAAAAGAAUGAGCAAAGGCCAUAACUGGUAUUGCUAAAAGAAUGAGCAAGGGCCAUAACUGGUAUUGCUAAAAGAAU
Messenger RNA from Mizuhopecten yessoensis (Yesso scallop), 4451 nucleotides. RefSeq lists its product as uncharacterized. NCBI's taxonomy places the organism in Eukaryota, Metazoa, Mollusca, Bivalvia, Pectinida, Pectinidae. The transcript is spliced from 10 exons. Gene Ontology annotation, biological process: mitotic sister chromatid segregation; cell division. The record is from RefSeq and is a predicted model, not a curated record. The coding region runs from base 204 to 962 and encodes 252 amino acids. Gene Ontology annotation, cellular component: MIS12/MIND type complex.